Messenger RNA from Scleropages formosus (Asian bonytongue), 6024 nucleotides. It is a transcript of the gene nfasca, whose product is annotated as neurofascin homolog (chicken) a. The transcript is spliced from 33 exons. Lineage: Eukaryota; Metazoa; Chordata; Actinopteri; Osteoglossiformes; Osteoglossidae. Bases 400 to 4419 code for a protein of 1339 amino acids. The record is from RefSeq and is a predicted model, not a curated record. Gene Ontology annotation, cellular component: plasma membrane; axon. Gene Ontology annotation, molecular function: cell-cell adhesion mediator activity. Gene Ontology annotation, biological process: axon guidance; brain development; cell-cell adhesion.
GCCGAGAAUCAGUCUGUGCAUGUGUGAAACAAGACAGAGACAGCGGUCAUAUAGUCACUGGAGUGUGCUCCAUCUUUCUACUGUUAAAUUGGGAAGGGAAGGAAAAAACAGUGCUCAGUCACUGUAGCAUCUGGACUUGCAUGAAGAUAGUUGACACGGCUAUAACGCCCAGCUCCUCGGGGAGAGGGAUUUCCUGAGAUGGGCACAAGCCCUCCUGUGGGGCAAUUGAAUUUCCUGUAAAACACCAGCCUGUGUAUGAGAGGUCUCUUAAAUUUCUGUUAUCCACACUGAAGCCACGGAGGCGAUCCGAGAAAAUUUCAGUUUGAGGCUUGGCCAAAGGUGCAUCACUGAACCAGCUGGGAACAGGACCACAAACACAGAAAUUUAAUCACAGAAGAGAUGCAGUCGUGGGGGCGGCAGGAGGGGUUGCUGGCUGCGAUUUCACUCCUUCUGUUGGCAUGGGAGGAAGUGUGCACAAUUGAAGUUCCGCUGGAUCCAAGGAUCCAGCAAGACUUAAAGCAACCUCCGACCAUCAUCAAGCAGUCCUUGAAGGACUACAUUGUGGAUCCCAGAGAUAACAUCAUUAUUGAAUGUGAAGCCAAAGGGAACCCUGUGCCAACAUUCAUGUGGCGGCGGAACGGCAAAUUCUUCAAUGUAGGGAAGGACCCUCGUGUGACAAUGCGCAAGCGGUCUGGCACACUGGAGAUCAGCUUUCGGAACGGUGGGCGACCCGAGGACUACGAGGGGGAGUACCAGUGCUUCGCCUCCAACAACUUUGGAACAGCGCUCUCAAACAAGAUGCUGCUACGAGUGUCCAAAUCCCCACUGUGGCCCAAAGAAGUCCUGGAGCCAGUGGUGAUAAAUGAGGGUGCCCCACUCGUCCUGGCAUGCAACCCACCACCCGGACUGCCCCCACCCAACACCUUUUGGAUGAACAGCGCCAUGCUGCCAAUCUCCCAGGACGAGAGGGUGUCCAUGGGCCUUAAUGGUGAUCUCUACUUCUCCAACGUCCUGGCCAAGGAUGCCGCUACCGACUACAGCUGCAAUGCACGCUUUCUGUUUACACACACUAUCCAGCAGAAGAAUCCCUUCACCCUCAAAGUGCUCACGAAGGAGCCCUAUAAUGACACUUCAAGCUUUUCUUCUGUCAACCACACUGACUCGUACAGUGGCCGUAGUGUGCCUGAGACUACGCCCACCUUCCUGACCCCAACUGGAACAACCAGCUCGAAGAUGGUACUACGUGGAGAGCAGAUGCUCCUUGAGUGCAUAGCUGCUGGAGUCCCUACCCCUAGAAUCCAUUGGUUCAAGAAGGGUGGGGAACUACCCACACAAAAAGUGAAGACAGAGAACUAUAACAAGACGCUGCGUAUCAUGAGUGUGUCUGAGGAGGACUCUGGGGAGUACGUCUGCAGGGCCAACAACAAGAUUGGCAGCAUUAGCCACUCCAUCUCUGUCCAAGUCAAAGCUGCCCCGUACUGGCUGGAAAAGCCACAGAACCUGAUUCUGGCUCCAGAUGAGAAUGGCCGUUUGGUGUGUCGUGCCAAUGGCAACCCCAAACCCAGCAUCCAGUGGCUGGUCAACGGAGAGCCUAUUGAGAGUGCUGUGCAAAACCCCAGUCGACAGGUUGUGGACGACACCAUCAUCUUCCGUGCUGUACAGACUGGCAGCAGUGCUGUAUAUCAGUGCAACGCCUCCAACGAGCAUGGCUACCUGCUCGCCAAUGCCUUUGUCAACAUCCUGGAUAUGGCACCACGCAUGCUUGGCCCAAAGAACCAGCUGAUCAAGGUGAUUGAAAACAACCGAACAUUCUUGGACUGCCCAUAUUUUGGCUCACCCAUGCCGGAGCUGCGCUGGUUUAAGAAUGGGCAAGGCAGCAGUCUGGAUGGUGGACAAUAUAGGGUCUACCUGAACGGGACCCUGGAGAUUAAACGUGCACGGACAGAGGAUCAGGGCACGUAUACUUGUGUGGCCAGCAACAUUUUGGGAAGGGUAGAUAAUCAGGUCCGAUUGGAAGUCAAAGAGCCUACCCGGAUUGUCCGUGCUCCAGAACACCUUACUGUGACCCGAGGGAGCCUCGCCCAGUUUGACUGCAGGGUGAAGUAUGACGUUAGCCUCCCAAUCACUGUCACUUGGACUAAAGAUGACAAGCCUCUCAGCAUUAGCUGGAGGCUGAAGAAAGAUGAAGACUCCCUUACAAUCCCAAAUGUCCUAGAGUCAGAUGAGGGAACCUAUACCUGCACUGUCAGCACUGAGCUAGAUGAGGAUUCCGCCUCUGCCCGCCUCACAGUGCUUGGUUAUGAUCCUAUUUCACCCUCAAACCGUAGCACCCUACUUGCAGACCGCCCAGAACCCCCUCGGGACCUCGAACUAUCAGAUCCCUCAGAGAGAAGUGUCAGACUUACCUGGAUCCAUGGAAAUGACAACAACAGUCCCAUUACAGAAUUCCAGGUCCAGUUUGAAGAAAACCGUUUUCAACCGGGCAGAUGGCAGAAUUUAUCCAGUUACCCCGGUGACCUGAACUCAGUUGUCCUGCAGCUGUCACCCUACGUUAACUAUCAGUUCCGUGUCAUCGCCAUCAACGCUAUCGGUCCUAGCCGACCCAGCCGCCCAUCUCCACGCUACCAGACCAGUGGAGCGCCUCCUGAUGUCGUCCCACGUGGCCUCAAAGGAGAAGGCACCAAGACAAACAACAUGGAAAUCAGCUGGGAGCCUCUAUUAGACAUGGAGAAGAAUGGGCCAAACUUGCGUUAUAUUGUGUCAUGGCGUCAGAAGGACAUGUCCCAGGACUGGAAGAAUGUCACAACAACUUUGGCCAGGCAUGUCAUCCACAAUGCUGGCACCUACAAACCGUACGAGAUCAAGGUGUUGGCCCUCAACGAUUUUGGCCCAGGACCGGAGUCCAGCAUUGUCAUUGGCUACUCUGCAGAGGGCCGCCCCACAGCAGCCCCAACUGAUGUGAGAGUAUCCAAGAUCGACAGCACUAAGACGCAUGUGCAUUGGGCCCCUGUAGACCCCAAUACCAUCAUGGGUGCCCUCAAGGAGUACAGGGUGCAUUACUGGAGGGAGAGCAGCUUGCUGAAGGGCCUGAGGGUAAACAAAGAGGUGAAAACCAAAGGCUUUAAUGCCAGUGGUCUUCAGCCCUCAGGCAUCCUGACUGACCUCAUCCCCUACAGCAACUACAAGAUGUAUAUGAAAAUUGUCAACAGACGCUACGAAGGGCCUCCCAGCAACACGGUGGAGUUCCAGACCAAGGAGGGAGUUCCUGGCGUUCCAAAGUUUUUCCGGAUCAAGAGGUGGCGCACAGACACCAUCCACCUUGAGUGGGAGAAGCCUGAGGAGCCCAAUGGCAUACUGAUCGGAUACACACUCAAGUACCAGACUGUCAACGGCUCUCAGGUGGGCCACAUCCAGAUGGAGAAUUUCCCCCCCAACGUGACACAGUUCACCCUGCGCCUUCCUGACCGCUCCACCCACUACAAGUUCUUUCUAUCCGCACGCACGCAGGUGGGCGCUGGAGAGGUGUAUGCUGAAGACUCUCCGCAUUUUGCCAAUGAAGAAGAUGCUGACAGCACAGCUGUGUCUACAGACAUUUUGCUGUCUGCAGUUGCUUCCACUCCUUCUACCUCACCUACUACAACUGCUAGCAUCACAACCACAACUACCACCACCACUAUUACCAUGAUCACAACUGUUCCCACAGUCAUACUCUCAACUGCUCCUAGAAGGCAGAUCUGGAAUCUGACAGUUGAGCCGAACAGUAACUAUGCCGACGUCAGCUGGAAGCACAACUUCCCCACAAAUGGCAGCGAGUUUGUGCUAGAGUUCACUCUGAAGAGUAACGGGACAGUGAGAAGCGUGCCAGUCAAACACCAGCCCCCUAUAAAGCUGGCGGGGCUGAUUGAGGGGGCCAGGUACCAGCUGCGUGUGUACUCCCACGAGCACCAUGGCAUCAGCAGCGAGUACGUCGACUUUGAGACCCUCGCAGCAUACAGCAAGGACCAGGUGGACAUUGCCACGCAAGGAUGGUUCAUUGGGCUAAUGUGUGCUGUGGCGUUGCUGGUGUUGAUCCUCCUUAUUGUCUGUUUCAUCAAAAGAAGCCGUGGAGGAAAGUACCCAGUACGGGAUAAAAAAGAUCUUCCACUGGAUGCAGUCGAUCAGAAAGAUCAAGAUGGGUCCUUUGACUACCGCAGUGAUGAGGACAACAAGCCCUUGCAAGGCAGCCAGACCUCUCUGGAUGGCAACGUGAAAGAGAGUGAUGACAGCCUGGUGGACUAUGGUGACGGAGGUAAUGGCCAGUUCAACGAAGAUGGGUCCUUCAUUGGCCAAUACACAGUGAAGAAAGACAAGGAAGAGACAGAGGGGAACGAGAGCUCUGAGGCCACCUCACCUGUUAACGCCAUCUACUCACUGGCAUAGCCCCAUCUCACCCUUGGGAUAACCCGGGGAGGAUGUGUGCAUGCACAUGCACAAACACACACACACACACACACACACACACACAAACACAUACACAAACACACACUCGCACACACGUACAUCCAGUGCUGGGAAGACCAGGAAGUCCCACAGCCCCAGAGGACUGCACUGUCCCCAGUCUACAAGAAGGGGAGUUUAGGGAAUGUUACUUGUGCCGGGCCACUGUUUUGGGUCCAAACUGGUUUUUAAGGCCAGAAUCAUAUCAGCGACCCCGUCACUUUCCUUGCCCUAUCAAAGACCUCAAUGAGCUGUAAGAGGACAAAUUUAAAAGUGGACAAAGGGAAGGUGUCAAUGUUUGGACUUUCAAGCAUUUUGUGCUGCUCUGCUGUUUUGGUUUGGAUUUAACCCCAAUCUCUUCUGUCAUAUUUUAUUUGGAAAAGUCAAGGAUAAUAGCAAGCCCUUUGCAGGCCUGCUACAGAUCCACUCUAAGGUGUAAGUCAUUGAAUUGGUAUAACAUUGGAGGAUGAGUUUAUCAUAUUGAUAUAGUCACACUGAAAGAUCUCAACUCCUGGUCAAAACACCAGUUUGUGAAUAAAUGCUGUUAACAGUUAUGGCACACCUGUUAGUGCCCUAUAUAUCUAUGCACACUGCAUUUCCAGCCAAAGGGUUGUCGGGUUAAAAAGACUCAUUUCCCUCUUGUAUUUUUUGUGGUGGCACCAGAAAAAGAAAACUUGUAUUCAUUUGGACACUGUUGUUCCCUUUUCUAUACUAGAUUCAGUGAACCCCCACCCACCCUGCAACCGAGGAUUCAUUUUGGGGAGAAUUCAAAUGGCUGCAGAUGUAGAAAAGUUUUUAUUUUUAAAUUCCAAGCCUGCUGUUGAAGGACUGAGAUACAUGACACCCAAAUUUCUUUAAAAAUGCAUUAUAUUAUUCUAAAGCAUGUUAGUGUGGUAGCUCCAGAGGCGAAUAGGACGAUAGUUAAGAGUGUGAUCUCCAGAACGCAUGCUACACCCCAUCUAAUGGGGGACCUAAAAUCUUAGCCUUUGUCUACUGAGAUGCCUGUGCUAUUUGGAUAUAGUACUCAUGUUGGAAUAUCUGUUGGAACACAGACCUCACUUGAACGAUGUGGUGUCUGGCCUGAGUCAUUGUCACUGUUAACUAACUGAAGGCAUACAUUUGGGUGAAGAACGUUACUGAUAGUUACUGGUUCUGUUGUAAUCAAGAAUUAAACAUAGUCUAUUGAAUAGGAGUUUGACUUUUACAACAAUUCUAUGUGGCGAUCACUGCCUCAUGCACUGGAAAAAACAGAAGUGACAUAAUCCAGAUGGCUAUGAUUUUCUCACAGUGCAGGAAAGGCAUUUAGAACUUGCUUGUUCAGAGAGUAACAUGGCUGUAGAAGACUCCAUGUGACUCUGAUGGAUGGAUCAUUGUUAAGAACACUAUGCCCAUUGAGUUGUGGACACACCACUGUAAAUCAGGCUUUUGGCUGCAAUUAAGCCUGAAAGAAAAAGAUUUUUACUGCUCAUUUUGCUGCACAAAAAUACCUGAGUAUCUGUGGGUAUCUUAAUAUCUAGGAGCACACAACAGUUCUAAGCAUUUAGAAAU